GCCGGACAGUCGAGCAGCUCCGUGAGCGCUCAGGACUUAACAGCCGAGCCUGCUGGACCGCUGGGGCGGCCGCUCGCUGUUGCUCCUGGGCGAAGCUGGAGGUUCCCCAGGAGCAGCAUGAUUCUCCUCGUGCUCCUGAUCCUUUCGGUGGAGGCCGACAGCCGAACGGUGAUGAGCAUCCCGGAGCCAGAGCCGUCCUCCGUGCCCAUACCAACCAAUGUGAUACUUAAGGCUUAUAACUUAAACCCUGUACUAUACUGGGAAUACCAGCACAUGCCACAGCCCCCUGUGUUUACUGUGCAGGUAAAGAGCUAUUAUAAGGGAAAGUGGAUUGAUGUCUGCACCAACAUUACUCGCCAUUCCUGCAAUAUUAUUCAGGAAGUUGAUGAUCCAACUGUUUCACUCUGGGCCAGAGUUAAAGCUCGGGUUGGACAAAAUGAAUCUGGCUACGUAGAGUCAGAAGAGUUUGUUUUGUGCCAAAAAAGCAAGAUUGGACCACCGUCAUUAGAUGUCAAGGUGUGGGACAACAAGCUCCUGGUUAACGUAUACCACCCUGUGGUGGAGAUAAAUGGAGAAGGGCUGGGACCCAUGUCUGUCAGUGAAACCGCCUGCCACACCCUCCUGUACAGCGUGCAUGUGAGGACGAGUAGAAAUGAGACCUUCUAUACAAAAUCCGUCUACGAGAAUGACUGCAAUGAGGUUCUCUGCCAGCUGACCUUCACGGUGCCCUCACUUGACGCUGAGUACUGUGUUUCUGCACAAGGAAUCUUAGAGGAAUGGCAUGUCACAACAGACAAAUCAAACGAAAUCUGCAUUCUUGUUCUCAGUAGCAAUGACAAAAAUGCAGUUUGGAUUCCCAUUGUGGUGACUUUAGCACUCUUUCUAAUAGCUGUUGUGCUAUUUUCAUGCUGUUAUAUUAAGAAGAACUCAUAUAGAAGGAAGAGCACAAUAUUGCCCAAGUCUUUGCUCUCUGUAGUAAGAAAUGGCAUUUCAGAGACAAAACCGGAAUUACAAUACGUAUCGUUCAUUGCAUCAUGUCAGCCAUUCCCUGUCCCAGACAGUGAGACCUCGAUGUGUGUGGACGAGGUGUUGUCGCCAGCAACGACCCCAGACAGUCCAGGCAAAGCAGAACAAAGGAAGCUUUCUAAUGAGCCCGAAGUGUUCCCCACUGAAAAACAUGCUGCCGACACGGUCCCCGGAAGCCCCUCGGCUCCAGUAAAGAGGGACCAUUCUUCCCCUUCAAGCAGCAGCCAGUCCGGACUCUUCGGCGUCACCGUAAGCUCUUAUCACACCAGAAUUGGCUCUGACAGUGGCCUUGUGGGCUCAGACAGCACAGGGUCUGCCCCCGAGCUCCCUUCAAACCACAAGCCUGAAAUAAAGGCAGAAGAUCACGAAUUGACAGUGGGGAGGCUCGCCCCCUCCUCGUUUGGUUAUGAUAAACCGCACGUGCUCGUGGACCUGGCAGUGGGGGACGGCGGUCAGGAGUCACUGAUCGGGUACAGACUUGCAGCCGAGUCCUAAGACCUGCCAGCUGGAGCUCUGCUGCCCAGAGAAGAAAUCAUGUCUUAGCAGAUACCCACCUGGCUGGGAUAUGUGGGGAAAGAACCUGCUGCCAGGGUCACCUGUGCUCUUGAGAACUGCUCGGGGCUUCAGAGGCUGCUGUUUGGACUGGGGCAGUACUGGCUUUGGUGACUCCUCUUGUGCCUUCCUUCUGGUGGGGUGUUUGCUGCAGCUUAAUGCACUUUUGUUUGUUGUUUUGCCUUUUUUUUUUUUUUUUUUUU
This is a messenger RNA of Jaculus jaculus (lesser Egyptian jerboa), 1781 nucleotides long. RefSeq names its product interferon gamma receptor 1 (gene Ifngr1). Gene Ontology annotation, cellular component: membrane. Gene Ontology annotation, molecular function: cytokine receptor activity; cytokine binding. Gene Ontology annotation, biological process: type II interferon-mediated signaling pathway. The transcript has 7 exons. NCBI's taxonomy places the organism in Eukaryota, Metazoa, Chordata, Mammalia, Rodentia, Dipodidae. Bases 118 to 1521 code for a protein of 467 amino acids. The record is from RefSeq and is a predicted model, not a curated record.